AUGUCGAACGACCAGCAGAUUGAUCUCGCGGACCGCAUCUCCGAGCCUGUUAUGCCUCAGGAGGUUGCGCGGGACAUUGCUGUUUUGGAGCAGCAGUUCAUUCGCGCGGAGGUUGAGCAGUUGCGCCGUAACAUCCUCGACUUCCGUCCCCUGUAUGAGAAGCGCGCUAAGAUCAUCGCGCACCCCGAGGUGCAGAGCAACUUCUGGGUUCGCGUGCUGUCAAACGCGUCCGGUGAGAUCGAUCAGUACAUCACGCCCGCCGAUGCGGCGAUCCUCGGUUCCGCCCUGAAGGACCUGAAGGUCGAGCGAUUCGAGGUCAACGAGAAGGGCGAGGGCGAGCCGCGCAGCAUCCGCCUCACAUUCGAGUUCCUGACCGGCGAUGAGAACCCGUUUUUCGAGAAUGAGAAGCUGGUCAAGGAGCUGUACUGGCGGAAGCAGGUUUUCACCACCGCUAGUGGCAAGAAGAGCACCUGGGACGGUCUUGUGUCCGACCCCGUGCGCAUCAACUGGAAGAAGGAUAUGGAUGUCACCAAGGGUCUGCUAGAUGCCACGUGCGACCUGUUCGAGGCGGAGAAGAAGGGUGGCUCCCGUCGGGACCUGCCCGAGUUCAAGAAGCUCCAGGACAAGCUCGUCGAGGUGGAGGCUCUUGAGGUCGAUGAAGAGGAGGAGGAGAACGACGAUGAGGAUCCUUUGGGACAGCCCUCGGGCCAGAGCUUCUUCAACUUCUUCGGUUACCGUGGAGGCGACGUGACCGCCGAACAGUCUGCGACGGCGACCCAAGAGGAGGAAGAGCGACUCGAAAAGUCCCUCAAGGGCGAGAAGGUUGAGUAUGACGAGGCCGACGAUGACGAGGAUGUGGAUGAUGACUUCGAUGAGAUCGAAGCCUUCCCCGAGGGAGGUCAACUGGCCAUUGCGCUCGCCGAAGAUCUCUGGCCCAACGCGCUGAAAUACUAUACUCAAUCAUUCGAAGAAAUGCCUGAUGAUUUCGACAUGGACGAGCUCGACGAUGAGGAUGACGAGGAGGAAGAAGAAGACGAAGAGUCCCACCCCCGCAAGAAGACCAAGGUCUAA
Aspergillus mulundensis is the source of this 1071-nucleotide messenger RNA. RefSeq names its product histone chaperone napB. Gene Ontology annotation, cellular component: chromatin; nucleus. The coding region runs from base 1 to 1071 and encodes 356 amino acids. Lineage: Eukaryota; Fungi; Ascomycota; Eurotiomycetes; Eurotiales; Aspergillaceae. Gene Ontology annotation, biological process: nucleosome assembly. The record is from RefSeq and is a predicted model, not a curated record. The transcript has 3 exons. Gene Ontology annotation, molecular function: histone binding; chromatin binding.